Molecule: messenger RNA, 1913 nt
Organism: Cladocopium goreaui
Lineage: Eukaryota; Dinophyceae; Suessiales; Symbiodiniaceae
Source: the annotation of a GenBank genome assembly
GCUCAAUCGACCCAAGCAUUUUUAAAUGUGCUUUGAGUCUUGGGGCCUCCCAGGGUGAAGGACAGAUGGAGGUGCCAUCACGGCUCUCGCCGGAGACGGGAGGAACCUUCGGGCAGGCUUACAAGCCCAAAGAAGCAGCCUUCUAUGGCCGGCUUAAGGAGGCCACCAUGGAUCUGGGAGCAGCCCACAUAGACUCGUUGCGUGCAAUCUUCACCUCACGGGUGCUUCAAACUCGAGCGCGUCUGCACGGACUGACACUCUCAAACUCGCAAAACCUGGACAUCAAACGUCAUCAGUAUGGACUGCGAGGUAAUGUCUUGGCGCUGGGCCUUGGCCUGCUCGAGCGGACCGAGGCCGUGUUGGACUUGCUGCUGCAGCUUGCCGAGAGCCAGGAGCACGGCGAGGAUCACGUUGCAGCUGUGCAAGAUGCCGUGACAGAAGAUUGUCACCGUCCCAUCAGCUUUCUGCAAGUGCCUCGAGUGAUCUCCACGCAGGUUCUACAAACCAUUGUGGUGCCAUUGUCAAGAUCGCACACAGUGAGAGUAACAUACGUGGGAGUGCAGGACACCUGCAGUUCGUUGAUGAACCUCCUUCGAGUCCAAGAACUAUGGCAACUUCUGCGAGGGUUGCAUAGCUGGGCCCAGGAGAAGCAAAAAGAGUUGACCGAUGAUGUUGGCACCACUGGAACUCCUGCCGUUGCAGUUCGUGCUGCCAACAUUGCGCGCCGCGGCUGUGAAAGGCUGCUCGGUGAGAGCCGUUUUGAGCGAUUGCUGAAUAGUCACAUCCUGGUUCGCCUCCUUGGGGAGAGAACUUCAGCAUCCACAGAGGACACCAAUUUCCCUCAGACCCAGGCUGGUGUGCUUGUAGAGGAAGUUUUUGAAGGUCAACGAAGAUUCGACCAGUCAAGGUUGGGUGACCUGGGAGAGUUGCAGAGUGGAAGUGGUCGUUGUAUCCACGUCGUCGUGAAAAAUUCCUUCAUCGAGCUUGUGGAGGAAAAGUCUCCACGAGAAUUGCGACGGGCACAGUCUUGCGAUGCAGUCUUCGCAGCUGCAGAGAGGGCCCAGGAAAACGCUGUGACUGUGGCCAUUCAACCCUCCCUUCAAAUGGGUGAAGCAGAAAGAGGUGACUCGCCUGUGGCGGUAGUUACAAUACCUUCAGAUCUCAGCGACCAUCACAGCAGCUCCAGCAGAGCACAACCCGCCGAAGUUGCGGGCAAUGUGCCGUCCGUCGAACUGGCCAUUGGACACGCAGGUGAGGAGAUCGUGGAUGACCACGAGCGUAUGACGGUAAUGCUUCGCAACAUCCCGCAAGAGUUCACUCGUGACCACAUUCUCCACUUGCUCGAUUGGGCAGGUUUCCAUGGCAGGUACGACUUCGUAUAUUUGCCCGUGGACUUUACCAGGGGCCGUAGUUUAGGGUAUGCCUUGGUUGGAUUGGUCAGUCACGAAGCUGCCCAAGACCUUCUUGAGCGUCUUGAGGGCUCAAGCUUUCCUGGGGAAGACCCGAGUUUGCGAUGCCAAGCUUCGUGGAGCUUGCCCCAUAGAGGUCUUGAAGGCCACAUCGAGCGUUACCGCAACAGCCCUGUGAUGCAUCCAAGCAUGCCAGAUGAGUACAAGCCUGUGAUCUUCGAGAACGGCCAGCGAGUUGACUUCCCACCGCCGACCAAGACGAUUCGGGCUCCUCGGAUUAGACAUCCGAAAGCCGGCCGCCGACCCGCGCAAGAAACCAGGGCAGGGUGAUGAGGUAGGUGAGUCCUCGCUAAAACUGGUGAGGUGAGGUGCGAUCUCUGUACAAAAGCACUGUAGCACCAUGUACAAAAGAUUGCAAGGCAGGGCCUUGCUUCAACCAGUUUGGAAGAUCCUUUUCACGCUUUCGCAAGCAGACCUUGAUUUAGUGCAAUUGAGAACCUUAAU